CAAGAAUGUUUGCUGGCCAUUUCUCACUAGCACUGCUAUUCCGUGAAUGGUUCCCUGAGUCAUCGCCCAAUAUAUUAUGUUUCGGUGUCGCUUUCCUCGAUAUAAUGCACGGCCUAUUCGCAUUCGUUGAUUUGGAGGGUAUCUCAAAGCUUCCGGACGAUCAAGCCGGCGCACUAGGACCUAUAAUGCUCCGUUGCGACUAUACUCACAGCUUGGUUGGUGCCGCUCUUUUAUCCGUUCUCUAUGGAUACAUUGCUACUGCAGCUACUCGACGGAGCCAAAAGUCAGCAUCCUUGUUUUUCCCCGGUUUCGUCGCGUCGUUUUCUCAUUUCGUUACGGAUUGGCUCGUUCAUGGACAUGACUUGCCUCUUGAUCCCAUAAGCAGGGUUAUCGUUGGUGGCACAGGACUUAUGGAAACGAAUCCUAAAGCAGCCUUUUAUUUGGAGGCUGCACUUUGCAUAUUUGGUGGACUUUAUUCGCCCAAGGAUCUGUGGACGCUCGUUACUGUUGGCUCGAUCCUUACUAUGCAUCUUACUUCACCGAGGAUUAUGCCACCCAUUUAUACAUUUAUGGUGGAGCAGAACGACAGUGUCCGACCACUGUUGACCGGCGUAGUCGUACCACUUUUGUUCGCAAUCCCUGCCGUCUUCUUGGGAUAUUGCUUAAAUCGGUCCAAACAGCAAGAGGCUACUGCUUCCGAUACUAUGAAGAAAAACAAUUGAAAGAGGGUCAUGCAAUAGGUUUUGCUUUGUGAAAGAUAUGCUCUACCAUAUACUUAGAAGGUCAUGGACUAUAUAAAGAAUCUGUAGAAAUGAUAUCAUCGUGGGCUAAAGUUUUUUAUUGUCCCGUACAAUCUUGAUACCUUGUAACUUGAUAGUAAUAAUAAAAAAAAGGUCUUUUUUUGCAUUACCGAAUGUCG
Messenger RNA from Zychaea mexicana, 919 nucleotides. RefSeq lists its product as uncharacterized. NCBI's taxonomy places the organism in Eukaryota, Fungi, Mucoromycota, Mucoromycetes, Mucorales, Lichtheimiaceae. The record is from RefSeq and is a predicted model, not a curated record. The transcript has a single exon. The coding region runs from base 6 to 722 and encodes 238 amino acids.